AUGGAUGAUAAAAGGCUUCACUCUGCGGCUCUGGCCACUCAGGGGCGAGCAGCACUGGCGGCCAUACAGCCCGUAGCCCUAGUCGCUCGGGUUUUCGCCAAUGCAGCUGCAGCAGGUGACUACACCACCGGCGAGCGGGCAGCAAUCGUGCUGCUGGCGCUGCUCACAAACGCGCAGCUAAAGUUGCCCAAGGACGUGGCGGGGCCCGUCAUCAUCCCCACAGCGGUGCUACUCCUGGGCGGCAGCGGCGCCGCUGCCACGGCAGGCGCGGCUGCCGUCGCUGCAGCGGCAGCAGCGGCAGACGCGGACGGCACGCUGAGCAGCACCGGCCUGCACGCAUGCUGCGAGGCGCUCAACGUGUCCGUGGGCUCGGUAACUGCCGGGGCACCGGAGCUGGUGUGCCUCACACUCCAGCUGCUAGCGGCGCUGACGGCCGACGUGACGGGUUGGCCCUGGCAGUGGCCCGUGGUUCGCGCCGCGGUAGUGGAUGGGUGCGCGCGGCACGCGGUGGCGCUCAUGCAGCUUCUGGACGGCGGCGACGGCAGCAGCGACUGGUGUGGUAGUGGCGGUGUUGAGGGUGGCGGCGCAGAUGUGGGCGUAGGCUUUCUGGGGUCCGGCAUGAGGGUGGAGGCGGAAGCCCACGCAGCGGCGCGGAGCGUCGUGGUUCACUUCGCCCGCGGCCCGCUGCUGGUCCGGGAGGCGCUGUUCCGGGCGGGGGCCUUGUCGGCCGUGGUGGAGGCCAUCAUGAUGUGGCCACCGCCGCCGCCGUCCUCAGCACGCGGCUCUUCCGGCCCCACGAGGCGACCUCCCUCCGCGGCGACCUCCGCGGGCCGCAGCCGGCUGCUGCACUUCUCACUGUGCCUGGGGGUGCUGCUGAACCUGUCCUCCCUUCCCCGGGUGCGGGCGGUGCUGACGACUCCUGCGCUCGGGGCGCUUCUGCGGCACCUGCUAGGCCUACUGGAGCAACAUCAGUCUUGGGACGGCCAUGUGCGGGGGGGAGGCGCGGCUGCGGCUGCGGCUAUUGUUGGGGCGCAGCAGGAGCAGCCACUGCUCGGGGAGGGCGGUGCGGCGGCGGCGGUGCCGACAGCGGCUGAAGCGGAGCUUGCGGCGGCUGAUCGCAUUCCGUUGCCGGACAUCCACAGCACGCUUCUGGAGCUGCUGUUGAACCUCGCGUUGGACCCGCAAUGCCACCCGGGGCUGGCGGCGCAGGGCGUGGAGGCGCUGCUGGUUCGCUGCAUCGCGGCUGAGCAGCAGUAUCAGCAGCCGCAGUUCUACCAGCAGCCGUGGAGAGCGGCGGCAGCGCUCCGUCUCGUGGCGGCUCUCUCCGCCGACUCACGGCUCUCCGCGCCGCGGCCGGUGAUGCAACUGGGCCUCGCAUCGGUCGGGGCCGUUGAGGUGGUUGCACUCGAGGUUCAGUCCGCGAGUAAGGCCCUGCCAGCUGCCGGCGCCGCUGCAGCGUACGACCUGGCUGUGACGGCGCUCUGUGCGCUCAUGACGGGCAACGGCGAGCUGCAGCGGUGCGUGGCCGGCAUGCCGGAGUUGCUGACGGCGCUGUCGGCCGUGUUGCCGCAGCCGGCGGUGACGUCCAGUGACUCGCGGCUGCGGAUAACUCUGACAGCCUGGCGCCUGACCACCUCUCCACUCACAGCUCCCGGGGCGGAUGAGGCCAUAGCUCGAAGCCUGCUGGUGGGCCUGGGCCAUAACCCCGAGGCGGUGAUGUACGGCACGUCUGGCGUCCAGGGUGGCGGCGGCGGGGGCGGCUCUCUCUUCGUCAUGCACGGUGACAAGAGUCGGGCGCUGUCGUACGACCCGGCGGCGCGGCCUUCGAAGCGUCAGCACCGGCAGUCAGUCCUGCUUGCGGCGUCUGAGCUACACAGCCGGCUCGGUGACGGCGGCGGCGGCGACAGCUCCCCUGUACACCACCACCGGACGCCCGCCCUGGGGAGCCGACGUUCCUUCGAACUACAGGUCUCCGAGAUUGAGCGAGGAACUGGACCUCUGCUGCCCAGCUGCGUGGUGCCCGUGGUGUCGUCGGAGAGCCGGCCGCCGAGCUCCCGUGGAGAGGGGGCUGGGGAGGGACGGGUUGGCAGCAGGUCCGUUUCAAGGUCCACUUCGAGGCCCGUGUCCAGGACCAGCCGACCGGCAAGCCAGGCUGUCGCCGCGGAGGCGCCCGGAAGCAAGCCACCGCCACCGCCGCCGCCUCAUCGCUCUGUUUUCUUUACCUCCGACAGCGACGAUAACGGCUGUGGCGGGGCGGCGGCGGUCCCGUCAGCCGGCGGUGACGUAAUCGGCAUGGGGCUUAUCGCCAAGCCCGGGUCGCAUGGCUUGGCGGUGAUGCCACCAGCGUCAGCGACGGCGGCAGGAAAGUGUACGGCAGCAGGAGUAAUGCUGUUUCCAUUGCCGCCGGAUGGCUCAGUGGCGGAGCCUCCCGUACUGACGAGCCUUCCCGGGGAGUUGUUGCCGUCGCCGGCAGACGAGGGAUACUCGCGUGCGGGAGGAGAUGCCGGCAGCAACAGCAGCAGCCAGCGGCACCGGCGGAGCAGUGGUGGCGGCGGCGGCGGCGGCGGCGGGCCCCAGACGCCGCCCCGUUCUAUUGGCGCCCAGCGGAGGUCCUCCUCCAACUGCGAGACCGGGGCCUGCGGUGAAGUCCCCCCUUGCGCGGCUGCACCUGCUGACCAGCCCUUCACCACCACCACCACCACCACCAUCACCACUAGCCUCCAUCCGGCACUGGCGGCGCACUCCGUUCCCCGCACCCCCUCGUCUCCGCGGCUGGCAGUAGCAGCAUGUGGCCCUCAAGAGCAGCAAGCCGCCGCCGCCGCUGCGAAGGAAGCCACCGCCGCCAGAGCACCAGCACCAGCUACAGCGCCAGGCAAAGGUGCAGGCGGCGAUGUACAUACAGGUGACGACGUAUCGCCGCUACUGCCGCCGUCCUAUCCCCAGAAGGGGACGGACCAGCUGCUGCCCGCCGCGGCGGUGACCCCCGCGUUGGAGAUGGCGCCGCCACUGCUGUGCCUGGUGACGCACCUUCAGGCGCUGCUGGCCCGACCCGCCUGCCGCGCGGUGGCGGCGCUGGUGCUGGUGCAGCUGGCGCAGCUGGAGGUUGUACGGCGCAGUGCCGUCAUGGCGGCGGGCUGGGGGGCCCUCCUGGAGGCCGUCACAUCCAGUCUCAUGGGCGGCCCUGGGGCGGAGCGAGGAGGAGGAGGAAUCACAGAAUCGGAAGAGGGCCAGCCGCUCCUCUAUUCCGGUUUUUCCGCCACCGCCUCCGCCCCCUCCGCCGCCUCGACGGGCCUUCCCAAUCACCCCCGGGACAAGCUGGCCCUCCUGGAGGUGCUGGUGGUGGCGGCGGGGGGCUCCGCGGGGGAGGGCCGCUCCGCCCUCACCUCCCCGCCCGUCGUCUUGGCGCUGUGCGACCUGGCAUGCGGGUGGGGCAGCCUGGCAGCCAGCCUAGCCCGCCGGGAAGACACCCUCUGCUCCCAGCCCGGUCGCGGAUUGGCACCGACGGCCGCGAGGUCCCGCGCCUGGCCAUUGCAUAGCCAGCACUACCACUACCGCCACCAUCACCAUCAUAAGAGCGGAACCGGCGGCGGCGGCGGGGGGAUCUUGGGCGAGUUGCUCAAGGCGGGGGGGGAGGCGCAGGUGGCGGCUCAGAUGCAGAAUGGCCGCGUGGGCGCCGUACUGGCCGAGCAACUGUUACAGGCCCUCGUGGUGGCGGUAGAGUCGCCUGCGCCGCCUCACCAGGCGCUGUCGGAUUCCGGCGCCGCCACUGCGUCCCCCAGGGGUUCCCUGGCGGCGGAGGAGCAGCAGCGGCAGCGCAACGCGGCUGGUCGGCUGCUGCUCCGGCUUGUGGAAUGUGCGAGCUGCGCGCGGGAGUUCCUGUCUCGCCCCGGGGUGGUGUCGGCACUGCUGGACCUGCUGUCGCAUGUGUGGGACACCCACGGCCCCGCCCUACUUCCCCCGGCCGCCUCCACCCGCCCUCCACCACUUCGUACGGAUCUCACCGCCAGCAGCUCCUACAACGGCACAGCCCUCUCCCGCGCCAUUCUCCGCGGGUCCCUCGGGCCCAUAUCCGCCGGUGCCGCCGCCGGGGGGGGGCCGAUAGAGGUCAACGGCGGUAUCAGCGCCAGCACCACCGACAGCAACCUCAACCUCAACCUCAACUUGGCCCUGGCCAACCGGCGCAGCUCCAACAUGCACGCGGACAGCCAGCAGAGGAUCACAGGCAGCGGCGCGCUGCCGCCACCGCCGCCGUCAUCAUCUCCAUCUCAGUCCCUUUUGGCCUCCGCUGCCGCCGCUGGCGGCGGCGCCAAUAGUACGGCAGCCCCGACGUCUCCGUUCGCCCUGCCAGGAGGAAGCGGGGCGCUGUUGUCCGCCGGCGCCCAACUCCCGCCGCCCCGUUCACUGCCACUUAGCCCGACCGGCAACUCCACCACCAACACCACCAGCACCACCGCGGAGGGGCGCCCGAGCUUCGACAUGCGCCGGUCCGUCACGACGGGGCCUGGCGGUGCCGGCGCCGGCGGCGGCAGUGGAGCUGGGAGCUUGGGGACCGCGGCAUCAUUGCACUUGGCGCUGCAGCAGCAGCCGCGGUGUCAGAGCCCCCUGCUGGGCGCCACUCGCAGCGGUGGCGGGCUGGUUUCGGGGCCGGGGCUGCACUCGCCCGCGCCCCACGGAGUGCCCACCCGCAUGUCGCUACAUGCGGCCAUGUGCACCGAGACGUCGCAGUGGACGUCCCCCGCGCAGCAUGCGAUGAAGGUCCUGGAGCUGUCCGAGGAGCGCCAGCCCUCAGGACCCUCAACGUCAGGUUCCCAGCUGCCGUACUUCCGCCAUGCCCACACGCACACCGGUACCGUACCGCCAGGUCGGCCCUCACCGCUCUCCGCGGGCCCGCGCGCCAGUGGGCGGCCGGAAGCUGCAGGCGCUGGCGGCGGCGGCGGUCGUGGCGGUGUUGGAAAUGACCGCAACGAUACCAAUAGUGACAACAGUGAAGAUCUGAGUGACGAAGACAGCUUCUUAAUGCUGGAGGAAGUUGCGCCGCCGCCAAGGAAGCCGCCGCCGCCACCGUCAGCACCACCGGGAGGAGGUGUACGGCAGUCUUCCGUGCUGCUGCCUCCACCACCGCCCCGUGCGAGCGGAUCGCGUAACGGGAGGUUGGCGGAGGUGGCAUUCGUCGCGCACGCCCGGGGCGGCGGCGGCUCUUCAGCCGACGUCGACGGUGUCGCCCCGGUUGAAGACGGGACGGGAGCCGGCGGCGGGGCGGGGAGUGAGGACCGAGAGGGGCCUAGCCUGAUGACCAGUACCGUGCUACGUCGAGGAACAAGAGCACUGGCGCCCCCCCUGGCACCGGGCACCGGACUGCCCUCGGGAAGCCCCACAGCGCCGCGCACAGCCGCCGCCGCGUCUGCCGUACAGUGCCUUUCUGAGCUGCUACAGCUGUUACGGCUGCUGGCGGAGGGGGAUUUGGACACGGCGCGGGCCAUGUCCACCCUCCCAGCAGUGGAGCUCUUCGUAGACCUCCUCGCCGCCGCCAGCCCCCCCUUGGUGCUGGCGGCCCUGGGGCUGCUGGAGCGACUGGCGGAGCGGCAAGACGCGCAUGAGACUUUUUGGGACUGCGACGCCGUCGCGCAGCUGGUGGCCCACUUGCAGAUGAGGUCGGCGGCGGCGGCCGCGGCGGCGGCGGCCGCCGCCGCCGCGGCGGAGCGCAGCAGCGGUGCCGCUGCGCUGCCACGUCCCUCGGCCGGGGAGGUCGCCAUUGCGGGCUCGAGAGCGCCGCUUGCCGUUACAGCUGGGGACCCUGGCUGGUGGCGGCGGCGGCGGCGGUGA
This is a messenger RNA of Volvox carteri f. nagariensis, 5823 nucleotides long. RefSeq lists its product as uncharacterized. The transcript has 14 exons. The coding region runs from base 1 to 5823 and encodes 1940 amino acids. The record is from RefSeq and is a predicted model, not a curated record. Lineage: Eukaryota; Viridiplantae; Chlorophyta; Chlorophyceae; Chlamydomonadales; Volvocaceae.